Molecule: messenger RNA, 1824 nt
Organism: Rhinopithecus roxellana (golden snub-nosed monkey)
Lineage: Eukaryota; Metazoa; Chordata; Mammalia; Primates; Cercopithecidae
Gene: ACTR6
Product: actin related protein 6
Exons: 11
Coding region: 16-1302 (428 amino acids)
Cellular component (GO): Swr1 complex
Molecular function (GO): nucleosome binding
Source: RefSeq, a predicted model, not a curated record
CAGAGGCGCGUUCUAAUGCUCCGCCCAAUAAACCAUAGAGUACCGGAAAAAGCUCGAGCAGAGGGGUCGGAAAGGGAAAACAACGGUGGCUGCGGUGCGGUUGGUGGUGAAAUGACGACCUUAGUGCUGGAUAACGGAGCUUACAACGCCAAAAUCGGUUACAGCCAUGAAAAUGUGUCGGUUAUUCCUAAUUGUCAGUUCCGGUCAAAAACAGCACGUCUUAAAACUUUCACUGCCAACCAGAUAGAUGAAAUCAAAGACCCUUCUGGACUGUUUUACAUCCUUCCUUUUCAAAAGGGCUACUUGGUGAAUUGGGAUGUUCAAAGACAAGUUUGGGAUUACCUUUUUGGAAAAGAAAUGUAUCAGGUUGAUUUUUUAGAUACUAAUAUUAUUAUCACUGAACCGUACUUUAACUUCACUUCAAUUCAAGAAUCAAUGAAUGAAAUUCUAUUUGAAGAAUACCAGUUCCAAGCAGUUUUAAGAGUAAAUGCUGGGGCUCUCAGUGCACAUAGGUAUUUCCGAGAUAAUCCUUCCGAAUUAUGCUGUAUCAUUGUUGAUAGUGGAUAUUCCUUUACACAUAUAGUUCCUUAUUGUAGAAGUAAAAAGAAAAAGGAAGCAAUUAUUCGGAUAAAUGUGGGAGGAAAACUCUUAACCAAUCAUCUAAAGGAGAUCAUAUCUUACAGGCAGCUACAUGUUAUGGAUGAAACACAUGUGAUUAAUCAAGUGAAAGAAGAUGUAUGCUAUGUGUCUCAGGAUUUUUAUAGAGACAUGGAUAUUGCAAAGUUGAAAGGAGAAGAAAAUACAGUAAUGAUAGACUAUGUCUUGCCUGACUUCAGUACAAUUAAAAAGGGCUUUUGUAAGCCAAGGGAAGAGAUGGUGUUGAGUGGAAAAUACAAAUCUGGGGAACAAAUUCUUCGUUUAGCCAAUGAGAGAUUUGCUGUUCCAGAAAUACUCUUUAAUCCUUCUGAUAUAGGCAUUCAAGAAAUGGGAAUUCCAGAAGCUAUUGUCUAUUCAAUUCAGAAUCUACCUGAAGAAAUGCAGCCGCAUUUUUUUAAGAACAUUGUCUUGACAGGAGGAAAUUCCCUUUUCCCAGGAUUUAGGGAUCGGGUUUACUCAGAAGUUCGAUGUCUUACUCCAACAGAUUAUGAUGUUUCUGUUGUGCUGCCUGAAAACCCUAUUACUUAUGCCUGGGAAGGUGGAAAAUUGAUAUCAGAGAACGAUGAUUUUGAAGAUAUGGUGGUAACAAGAGAAGAUUAUGAAGAAAAUGGACAUAGCGUCUGUGAAGAGAAAUUUGAUAUUUAAGCAACAUUUUUGAAUGAAAGUCUUGACUAGUUGUGACCGUAAGGUUUAAUUUCAAAAUUCCUUUUAAAAGAGGUUAAGGAACUGUGUUACCUUUCAUCCUAAGAAAGAGGCUUGAAUUUAUAAAUACUUUGAUUGAUUGCUAAUUUUCAAAGGCUUUUUAUGUAGGUUAUUACAGUAAACUGUAACUCAGUCCACAUUUUCAUUUAGGAGCUAGACUACCAUAACAAUGCUUAUGCUGUUUCCAAGGGUAGGUUAUUUUUCAUUAAAAGAAGAAAGAAUGAAUGCAUUUUAAAUUUAAUUCUUCAUAGGUGAAAGCACAAAUUUAACUGCUUCACUGGACAGUUUUCCUUAGAAGGUAGUUUUGUGUGACUGUGACUAAAGUAUUUUAUUUAAAAAUUGUCAUUCUUAUUUAUACAUUCUAAAGUUGGAAAGACUGAUCUUAUAUGUGUAUAAUGUUUAUUUUGUACCUAGAGUACAUUUAAAAGGGUGGAGACUAAGCUAAUAAAGUUUUUUUGGUCACUA